Messenger RNA from Rhododendron vialii, 2935 nucleotides. Its product is annotated as two-component response regulator-like PRR73. Gene Ontology annotation, biological process: cytokinin-activated signaling pathway; phosphorelay signal transduction system. The record is from RefSeq and is a predicted model, not a curated record. Bases 410 to 2683 code for a protein of 757 amino acids. Gene Ontology annotation, molecular function: protein binding. The transcript is spliced from 9 exons. NCBI's taxonomy places the organism in Eukaryota, Viridiplantae, Streptophyta, Magnoliopsida, Ericales, Ericaceae.
AUAUUUUAGUACUAAUAUCUUCGCUGACACAUAUCUCUUUCUCUCUCCUCGCCUUUGGCCUCGCCGUUCCUCAACCAAUAAAAACGACCGGUUUCUCUCAAGUAGCAGACAAAAACCCUAGAAUUGCUUCGAUUUAGUUCCUUCACUUCACCUCUUUCCGUCGGAAUCAUUCCGAUUUCCAAGAAUCGGUAGAUUUUGGGGUGGCUGACCUGCAGAGUCAAAGCUUCUGUUUUUAAGUUUUUUCAAGCUUCUGUUUGCAAUCAUGAGAACUUGUUGAAGAUAGAGUUUAUCUCUAUAGAGCCGGGUUUCUUGUGGACAACGGUAUGAGCAACUUCUUUUCGAAAGUAGAAGAGUUGUUGCCAACCGAUCCUAGUGCCUUUUGCAUCACUGGUCUUUUUGAAUCUGGUUGAUGAAGGGUGUUCGAGCGAAUGGUAACGGUCCCACGACCAUUGGGUUGGCGGAACCCAACCAUCGUAUAAGGGAUGAUCAAAAGGAAGUAAGGAAUGGAGUUGUCACUAAUGGGCUUGGGCUUUCUGAGGAACUUGAGUCCAGGAUUAAUCAGGAUAUUGAAGAUCCAAAGUUUGGACCCAAGGAGCUGGUCCGGCCCCAGGCUGUUCAUCAGAGACCACAGCAACAGCAUCAAGGGCCUCAAGGAUCAGUGGUUUGCUGGGAAAGGUUUCUUCCUCUUAGGACUCUCAAGGUUCUACUGGUGGAAAACGAUGAUUCUACUCGCCAUGUUGUCAGUGCAUUGCUUCGAAACUGCAGUUAUGAAGUUAUUGCUGUAGCAAAUGGUCUUGAAGCAUGGAGAAUAGUAGAAGACUCAACCAAUCACAUUGAUCUUGUUCUAACGGAGGUAGUCGUGCCUUGUUUGUCAGGCAUUGGUCUCCUGGGAAAGAUUAUGAGCCACAAAACUUACAUGAAUAUUCCAGUUAUUAUGAUGUCGUCUAACGAUUCUAUGGGUAUAGUCUUUAAAUGUUUGUCGAAGGGUGCAGUUGACUUUUUAGUGAAGCCUAUUCGAAAGAAUGAGCUUAAAAACCUCUGGCAGCAUGUAUGGAGGAAAUGCCACAGUUCAAGUGGCAGUGGAAGUGGAAGUGAAAGUGGGAUACAAGCUAAAAAAUCUUCCAAGUCAAAAAGUGUUGAAGGGUCUGACCAUAACAGUGGCAGCAAUGACGGGGAUGAUAAUACAAGCAUUGGUUUGAAUGGUGGGGAUGGAAAUGGAAGUGACAAUGGCAGUGGCACUCAGAGUUCUUGGACAAAACGAGCAGUAGACGUUGACAGCCCCCAACCCAUCUCACCAUGGGAUCAACUUGAAGAUCCUCCCAAUAGCACCUGUGCUCAGGUUAUCUAUUCUAGACCUGAAGCAUUUGGCCACAAUUGGGUGCCCACAACUGUCACGAAGGAGUACCAUGGAAAGGAUGAUGAACUUGACAAUGUUGCAAUGGGUAAAGACUUGGAGAUAGGAGUCCCCAGAAAUCCAGAUUUACAACUUGAAGACCGAAGCAAAAAAGUAUGGGCAACUCUAGCAGGGGCUAAGAAGGAUAAAAUUAACAAAUUAGAAUCAACCAGGGAUGGUGAUAAAUUAGAAAACGACAAAAAGGAGCUCAACAGUGGGACACCAAAUGGCGAAUUGACGAAAGAAAUUGCUGAUCUCAAUGAAGCCAUUACUCACUGUACUAAUCCUCAUAUGGAAAGUGUAGCCACUGAAGUCCCAAAUGACAUAUCCAAGAAAAACAUUAACGACAAGGCCAUCUAUGACACUGAGGAAAUAUCUUCCCUUGAGCUCAGUUUGAAGAGACUCAGAGACGUUGGAGACAUUAGGAACAAUGCCAAAGAGCGAAAUGCUUUAAGACAUUCAGCCUUCUCAAGGUAUACCACUGUGACUGCUAGUCAGUCUCCAGAGGGGAAUGUGGGCAGCUGUUCUCCAGUUGAUAAUAGCUCAGAAGCAGCAAAAACAGAAUCAAUGCAAAACCUACAUUCUACUUCAGAUGGCACCCCUAAUCGCCGUUCCCAUGGCAGUAGCAACAACAACGACAUGGGCUCUACUACUAACAAUGCUUUUACCAAGCCAGCAGCUUUUAAUGAUCAGCCAAUGUCCAAAUCUGGAGUCAAUACUCAUCCAAGCUCUGCAUUCCAACCAAUUCCAAAUGGCCAUGUCCAAGUUCAGCACCACCAUCAUCAUUACCACCACCAUCACCAUCAUGUUCACAAUAUGAAGCAGGAACAAAAGCAGCAGCCAAACCACGAUGAUUUGUCUUUGAGGACAAUGGUUAAAGCAGAUCCACAGUGUGGGCCAUCCAAUGUGUUAAACACGCCAAUUGAAGGCAAUGCUGCUAAUUACAGUUUGAAUGGGAGUGCUUCUGGAAGUAAAAAUGGGAGCAAUGAGCAAAAUGGUAACAGCCUUGGUGUCAUUAAUGAAGGAACAAAUAUGGAAAGUGAUAAUGGGGUAGCUGGAAAAUGCAGAGGUGGCGGUGGAAGUGGAAGCAGGAGUGGGGUAGAUCAAAGCCAAUUCACACCGAGAGAAGCUGCUUUGAACAAAUUCCGGCAAAAGAGGAAAGAUAGGUGCUUUGAGAAAAAGGUACGGUACCAUAGCAGGAAGAAACUGGCAGAGCAGAGACCACGUGUUCGAGGUCAAUUUGUCCGACAGGUCGUGAGCGAAAAUGAAAGCAAGGACGAGGAUUCCUAACCCACUCCUUUAACCUGAUGGUGCUCACAGGACGUGUACAUGAGAAUCAGCACUAAUUGUGCAGUAGGGAGGGGGUUAGAAUUUGUAUUUGACAAUGGAAGAUAGUUGGGGUGAAGUGAGAGAGUUUUAUUUGGUAGAACAAUGGGAUUGUAGUUUAUGUUUUCUGAUUUCGAAUGACCUCUCUGGUGGUGGUAAGUGGUUACCCCUUAAGGGUACCUUUCUGAAUAAAACUCUUUUCAGUUUGGUGUGGCA